This is a messenger RNA of Laccaria bicolor S238N-H82, 2212 nucleotides long. RefSeq lists its product as uncharacterized. The transcript is spliced from 3 exons. Lineage: Eukaryota; Fungi; Basidiomycota; Agaricomycetes; Agaricales; Hydnangiaceae. Gene Ontology annotation, molecular function: DNA-binding transcription factor activity; protein dimerization activity. Bases 1 to 1896 code for a protein of 631 amino acids. Gene Ontology annotation, biological process: positive regulation of transcription by RNA polymerase II. Gene Ontology annotation, cellular component: RNA polymerase II transcription regulator complex. The record is from RefSeq and is a predicted model, not a curated record.
AUGGCCAUGGCUCUCCCCCCCGACGACAACGCCAACACCUCCGUCUCCCCAACCCAGAACGAACACUCCACUCAACGACAACCACAAGCCACACAGGAUCAGCAGCAGCCCAAUCAGCCAGCUGCCCCCACAGCCACCAACACCGCCCAGCAGAUCAAACGUAAACCCAGCAGAAGGGCAAACACCGCUGAACGACGGGCUACUCACAAUGCCGUCGAGCGGCAGCGCAGGGAAACACUCAAUGGUCGAUUCCUCGAUCUAGCCGCACUCCUCCCAAAUCUUUCCCAAAUCAGGCGUCCCUCUAAAUCCUCCAUCGUCAACUCUUCCAUAGCGCAUAUAAAUGCAUCACGCAGGCACCGCCUCCUCGCCGCUCGUGAACUCCGCCUUGUUAAACUUGAAUCUGAUGCCCUCCGGCGGGAACUCAAUGAGUGGCGCGACCGCGCCGCACUUCCGCGGAUUGAGGAGCCUAUGCGCUCGGACGGGUUCUCCAUGAUCCUGUCAGGCGAGUUAGAGGUCAUUGCAGCUGUCCCUGGUGAUGGGGACGAAGAAGACGGGUAUGAUGGGGAAGGAGGGAAUGACGGUGGCUAUGGAGGCGCAUAUAUGGAUGAUAUUGAGGAAGAGGGACCGUACUCGACUGUUCCAACUCAGCACCCGAACGCGCAGAUGCAUUUGGAGGAGAUGGAUGACCCACGGGUAGCUGCGAUGCUCAAGAACAGCAACCCAUUUGCGCACAACAUUCCUCCUCCCAGUUCAGCAACUGGAGGGGGAUUACCGCAUAUCCUUCCUAGACCCAGCAUGGUCGCCUCAUACGACAACUCUAUCGCAGCCCUCUAUGAACAGGCCCAGCACCACGCAAACCACCACCCCCACCAAGGACAUAACCAACACCACGCAUAUACCAGCCAAGGCACCUUUUUCCACGACCACCAAGAGAAAAUGCACUGGAACAACAUGUACACUUCGCACCACCAGCAACAAAUGAUGCACCACCAACAACAACAACAAAUGAUCCAGGCUCAAUGGAGCUUGUACACGCCGCCUGCCACUUCACACGGGCUGCCACCCAACUCCAACUCCCAUCCCACGAAUGGAGCGGGGAGUCACUCAAAUCAUAGCUCGCCAUCUCCCCCGCACUCGGCUUCGGGCUCGGGGUCACCGCCCCACCAUUCCACCUCUUCGUCAUCCAUGGUAUCUUCUUCCGCAGCGUUCGCCCCUGAUGGCGGGUACGCUUUCAGCGGCACUUCGCAGCCUGUACCUAUGCGCCGGCGUCGGUCUGCGUCCUCUGCCGCUUCUGGGUCAGGAUACGUUGGCUCUCCUACUGGAUAUGGUGGCUCAUACGGUUCUCCGGCGUACGCGGCUUCUCCUUCUGGGUAUGGAGGUUCCUAUACGGGUUCUCCGCCCGGUAAUGGGAAUAACGCAGGAAAUGGAGGGGAUAGCCCUGCGUAUGAACUGGCGAUUGGGCAGGGGGAGUAUGGGUUCUUUGGCAUCAUACCCAGUCUGAUAUCCCUCCCUACUCCUCCCUGCUUGUUCUACUAUGUCUCCCUCCGAUACUCCGUCCUGUGGACCUCCCUCCGAUUUCUGGUGGCUGAUCACCAAAUCCCCCUCCCCAUUCCUUUGGCACGUCGUCUCGUGGGUUUCCUCCCAACCAACUCCCUCCAUCCAUCGGCUACUACCAGCUUUCUUAAUCCCGCCCCUCGCCUCCUACGUAAUUCCCAUCGUCAUUGCUCUAUCUACACUCACGUCGCGUCAUGCCCCUUACCCCCUCGCUGCCUCUUGAAGGCCGCUCCGCACUUUGUAGCGAAAACUCCAGCCAGCUAUUCAUUCGAUUCAUCAAGCUUCAAGGCUUGCUCAGCCGAAAAUUCUCUAUCCCCGCUACCGUCUACGUACUCAAUGUAGCCAAUCGAUUAUCAAACAAUCACUCUCGUUUUACCCCCCCCCCCCUUUUUUUUCCACCUUUUUCACCACCACCCCGCCCUCUCCUUUUUUUGUUGCGCUACAUACUGUUUGAGAACAGGUUCAAAAGGUUAUAUUAUUUGUAUCUUCCCCCUCCCCUUCUUACCCUCCUUUACAACAAAUAGCACCGAGCAUACGUCGUGAAUAGUGAAAGUGAAAAAAGGGUGGCGAUGGGAUGUUUUGUGUAUGUAGGCAUAGAUAAUUUGGUGGUGCAGGAAUGUUACAUAGAAGUCUUUGAAUAUUACUUAGACGUCUUCUU